CAGGGACAUGGGGAGAUUAGAAGAAAGGUGGAAGAAAAGAAAACUCUAUGUUUCGUCUUUCCGCACAGAAACAAGAAAAGAAAGAAAAUAUUCUAUAUAAUAUACUGUAUUUUUUAAAAUCUCAAAUCCAAUUAAUUUAAUUGGAGAUUCAAAAGGGCAAAAAAAAAAGGCUACCGAUCGGCGAUUGCGUGUUCAUAAGAAAGGGGAGGCCUUUUUGUUUUGUUGUUUCGUUUGCUUUUAUUUUUUUUUCUUCUUCAAGGAGGAGAUUUCGGAAAUUACGAAUAAUGGUGUCGGCGAAUAAGGAGAUGGCCGUCUACUGCUUCGACACUCUGCUCGCUCACUACAACGGCGAGGAGGCUCCGCCUCCGGCCUUCGAGGACGGCGAACACCCAUUGUUUGUCACAUGGAAGAAAGUGGUGAAUGGAGGGGAGCCUCGUUUGCGAGGAUGUAUUGGCACUCUUGACGCUCGUCGCCUGACUACCGGCUUUAGGGACUAUGCUCUGACCAGUGCUUUGAAGGAUCGGAGAUUCCCCCCCAUACAAGCUAAAGAACUGCCUUCCUUAGAAUGUACAGUUUCAGUUCUGACUGAUUAUGAAACAGCUAACAACUAUCUUGACUGGGAGAUUGGGAAGCAUGGCAUAAGUAUUGCGUUUACUGAUCCUGGCUGUAAUAUGAGGCUAAGAGCCACAUAUUUACCUGAGGUUGCUGCUCAUGAAGGUUGGACCAAAGUGGAGGCUAUUGAGUCACUGAUGCGUAAAGCAGGGUAUGAUGGCGCUAUCACUGAGGCUCUAAGGGAGAGUGUAAAUCUGACCCGUUACCAGAGCACAAUAUUUACCAUGCCUUACAGCGACUACAUUUCUUACAUCAAAGCAACAAGGGGUGUGGCUCCUUCAUUUGCUGGUGCUAAGCUCAACCAUUGAUUCUUUCAAACCAGCUAUUUCGGCAAAAGCUGCUGGUUUGGCUACAUGAAAGACUAUUUAAACAAAACAAAAUGGGAUGAAAUUGAUUUGAUUGUGUUCCUACCCAUGUUGAUUUGUCAAUUUAAUGACCUGUCUAUUUAAUUCUUCAAAUUCAUUUGAUUUUGAAGAAAGAAACCAAAAACAAACAUGCAUGAUGUGAAUUCAGUUGUCUGUGUUGUGUCUACUUUUACCCAGAAUGGGAUGAGUUCUCUGGGAAAGCUGUAUGUCCAAGACUCUCACCCACCGUGACUUGGAGGUUCAUUCCAGGGUGUGUUUAUUUACAUCUUCCAAUAAAUUAUUCAUAUCUUU
Messenger RNA from Rubroshorea leprosula, 1268 nucleotides. Lineage: Eukaryota; Viridiplantae; Streptophyta; Magnoliopsida; Malvales; Dipterocarpaceae. The record is from the annotation of a GenBank genome assembly.